AUGGCAACCGUGACAGCCACAACCAAGGUUCCAGAGAUUCGUGAUGUGACACGGAUUGAACGUAUUGGCGCUCACUCCCAUAUCCGGGGGCUGGGACUUGACGAUGCCUUGGAGCCACGGCAGGCUUCCCAGGGCAUGGUGGGCCAGCUGGCGGCUCGGAGGGCAGCCGGUGUGGUGCUGGAGAUGAUCCGAGAAGGGAAGAUCGCUGGCCGGGCGGUUCUCAUCGCUGGCCAGCCGGGUACUGGGAAGACAGCCAUUGCCAUGGGCAUGGCACAGGCCCUGGGCCCCGACACCCCGUUCACAGCCAUCGCAGGCAGUGAGAUCUUCUCCCUGGAGAUGAGCAAGACAGAGGCGCUGACCCAGGCCUUCCGGCGCUCCAUCGGCGUGCGCAUCAAGGAGGAGACCGAGAUCAUCGAAGGGGAGGUGGUAGAGAUCCAGAUUGAUCGGCCAGCCACGGGGACGGGCUCCAAAGUGGGCAAGCUGACCCUCAAGACCACAGAGAUGGAGACCAUAUAUGACCUGGGCACCAAGAUGAUCGAGUCCCUGACCAAGGACAAGGUCCAGGCCGGGGACGUGAUCACCAUCGACAAGGCCACAGGCAAGAUCUCCAAGCUGGGACGCUCCUUCACACGUGCUCGUGACUAUGAUGCCAUGGGCUCCCAGACCAAGUUCGUGCAGUGCCCAGAUGGGGAGCUGCAGAAACGCAAGGAGGUGGUGCACACGGUGUCCCUCCACGAGAUCGACGUCAUCAACUCCCGCACUCAGGGCUUCCUGGCGCUCUUCUCAGGCGACACAGGGGAGAUCAAGUCUGAAGUCCGAGAGCAGAUCAACGCCAAGGUGGCCGAGUGGCGGGAGGAGGGCAAGGCGGAGAUCAUCCCCGGCGUGCUGUUCAUCGACGAGGUCCACAUGCUGGACAUUGAGAGCUUCUCCUUCCUCAACCGGGCCCUGGAGAGCGACAUGGCGCCUGUCCUCAUCAUGGCUACCAACCGCGGCAUCACCCGGAUCCGGGGCACCAGCUACCAGAGCCCCCACGGCAUCCCCAUCGACCUGCUGGACCGGCUGCUCAUCGUCUCCACCUCCCCCUACAGCGAGAAGGACACAAAGCAGAUCCUUCGCAUCCGGUGCGAGGAGGAAGACGUGGAGAUGAGCGAGGACGCCUACACGGUGCUGACCCGCAUCGGGCUGGAGACCUCACUGCGCUAUGCCAUCCAGCUCAUCACGGCUGCUAGCCUGGUGUGCCGGAAACGCAAGGGCACCGAGGUGCAGGUGGACGACAUCAAACGGGUCUACUCGCUCUUCCUGGACGAGUCUCGCUCCACGCAGUACAUGAAGGAAUACCAAGAUGCCUUCCUCUUCAACGAGCUCAAAGGUGAAACCAUGGACACCUCCUGA
Rangifer tarandus platyrhynchus (Svalbard reindeer) is the source of this 1392-nucleotide messenger RNA. The record is from the annotation of a GenBank genome assembly. Lineage: Eukaryota; Metazoa; Chordata; Mammalia; Artiodactyla; Cervidae.